Molecule: messenger RNA, 4446 nt
Organism: Aplysia californica (California sea hare)
Lineage: Eukaryota; Metazoa; Mollusca; Gastropoda; Aplysiida; Aplysiidae
Product: endothelin-converting enzyme 2
Biological process (GO): protein processing
Cellular component (GO): plasma membrane
Molecular function (GO): metalloendopeptidase activity
Source: RefSeq, a predicted model, not a curated record
ACGACGAAGACCCAGGGCGGGAAAAAUGUCUGCACUCAGUCCCCUGUCUCAGGAAGCUGCUGCUGCUUCUUGGUGUGAUCUGUGUGACCUUGUGCAUCAUCCUCAUCGCUGUGGCAGCCCACGACGAUGAUGAUGACGAUGAUGAUGACCAUGACUGGAAGCCUGAACAGCUGGAAUGUACGACCCCUGCGUGCGUCACAUCCGGUGCCUACAUCCUGGGCUCCAUGAACCAGAGCGUAGAGCCAUGUCAAGACUUCUACAAGUUCGCCUGCGGCGGCUGGAUCAGCAAGACUAAGGCCCCAGCCAGUUCUGUCAAGUGGGACAGGUUCAGAGAGGUCACCCUGAUCAACAAUCAGAAUUUGAAAAAACUGCUUGAGACAGAAGGCACAGUCGUCAAAGGCAAGAACUCUUCUGCCAUCGCCAAACUGAAAACGUAUUAUCGCACGUGCGUGGACACUGCCACAGUGGAGAAACAGGGCAUCUCUCGCAUGCUUCAGGCUAUAGACAAGCUCGGAUCAUGGACAGUCACCUCCAAGGACAUUCCUGCGUGGAACGAAUCCACUUGGACACUGCAGAAGUCUCUGGUGGACAUGCACAGUCUUCUGCGAUCCAGUCUGUUCUCAUUUUCUAUUCAUCCCGAUCAGAAAAACAAUAAAAAGAAUGUGCUCGGGUUCACUCAAUCAGGACUGACCCUGGCUUACGAGGAUGAAUACUUGGGAGCAAAUGCCUCUACCUUCAAAGAUGCUUAUCUAUCAUUUGCUACAGAGGUCGGCAUUUUGCUAGGAGGAAACAAGACUGAAGUGAUGGAGAAAAUGUCUGAUGUUUAUGAUUUUGAAAAGAAGUUGGCUGAGAGUUCUGGCAAACUACAUGAUGUGGAAUUUCGUCAUCUCACUGCUGGGCUACCUCCCAGAAUCGUUUUCCCGCGCGUCCCUGAUCUUGGCGCGCACAGAGAGCGGUUUGUCGGAGCUACCGCCACGCUGGGAGAGCUGUCUCUCAAGGACUGAGCUGGCUUUGGGUUUUGCCAGCAGCGCCCUCUAUGUGCAGGAUCACUUCUCACCUGACAGCAAGAAGAAAGUGACUGUGAAAGAGGGAGAACUGUUGGAAAACAAGAUUAACUCAAUCAGAGCUAUCAGAGACCGAGAGUUGAGCAAGUAUGGCAAGGAGCCAGAUCGCACAGAAUGGAACAUGCUGCCGUCUACCGUCAACGCCUACUAUCAGCCAGAGUUCAACGUGAUUGUGGUUCCUGCAGGCAUCCUCCAGCCCCCUUUCUUCCUGCCCGAGUUUCCAGAGUAAAAGGUCUAUCAACACUGGGAGAGAACAUUGCAGACAAUGCCGGUCUCAAGAUAGCCUACCACGCCUACAAGGCCUCUCAGUCUGGGGAAACACAGCAGCGUCUCCCGGCUCUUGGAGUCACUGAUGAGCAGCUAUUCUUCCUUGGCUUUGGGCAGAUUUGGUGCGCUCAAAUUAAGCCGGAGUAUGAGAUCCAGACAAUCUCUACGGAUGUCCACUCUGCGCCGAAAAUCAGGGUGCAUGGUUCUCUACAGAACAGUGCUGAGUUCUCCGAAGUCUACAAGUGCCCCAGCUCAUCGCCUUACAAUAGCCAACAAAAGUGUAGUGUGUGGUAAUAGAAUGGCAAUACUGAAAUUUCCUAACUUUAUUUUAGAUUUGACUAUAACACAAACUUGAUUUCAGCUGAUUUUCUUCAAUAGUUGAAGACGACUUUGCACUUUUUGCCUGUGAAAUUGGAAUAGAGAUUGGGCUACAUACAUAUUAAAUGUCAAUUUAGCCUUUAUGACCGGCCACAGGCUGUUUCGGUACAAUUGGUGGAUCACCUUGAUUAAAAUCAUAGCUGAAUUGAUUUAAAAUAACAAUGAAAAUUUGAGGAGACAGCUCUACCAUUAUGUGUUUUGUUAUAAAAAGAGGAAAGUAUAAGCUUUGAUGUGUGUAUUGCUGUUAGUGCUGAGAACAAGGGUUCUUGAUUCUUUUCGAAGACAGACGUUUCUGACAGGGCACAAAGGUAUAUAUUGACCUAUACCUUUUGUACUGAAGAUCACAGCAAUCUUGUGAAUUUCUGUUUUUUUGUUCAGUUAUUUCAAAAUUUUUCUUUUGGAAUAGGGGCAAAAUAUAUCCACCACAUAGAAUCCAGUUUAUUUUGAUGUGGUUUUGACUCCCCUCCUCCCUCCUCCCCCCCCCCCCUUACACACACGCACCAAGUGGCGCUACUUUCCUACUUUCCCUUUCUGCUCUUCCGUAUCAUAUUUUUAACAACCAAUGGCUUUGUCUUAACCCCCCCCCCCCCACAAAAAAACUGUUUUUCUAAUUUGUCCUUUAAAUCAAACAAAAAAUCCUCCAAAAACACUACACAAUAAAUAUUGAUAGGUGCAGACCACCUUUCUGAUUGCUUUUUUCUACAAUUUAACAGAAACUUUGUAACUAUGUAUUUUAAUGGCCACUUGUCUUCUAUUGUACAACUACAGGAGGAUCACCCAAAAGAAAAAGAGAGCUUACUGAAUUAGAACUCGUAAGCAUCUCCUCUCUUUGCCAUCUGUAGGUUUGUCUUAAAUGUUUCCAUUUUGAUGUCUAGCGUGUAGUGAUUGCUCUGGUUAAUCUGCUCUACUCCAGGUUAAUUUCAAUCCUGUACAUUUGCUCAUACUGUUGUUGGAUCCUUGAUACCUGUUUAAUCAUAUUUACCAAGGUGUUUUAGAGAAUUUUGAAAGUUAAAACUGCCCAAAAUACCUGCUACGGGUAUAUCCUUUGAAGGAUAAUAUUGACAACUGAUAUCAAAAGUAGAUAUAUCAGCUGACGGUGUGGUGAAAUAUGGCUGACAUUGUUCCGACUCACGGUUGGAAAAUUCAAAUCGACAGCCACGGCUGAUGAACGUCUUCACAGUCUUAUGCGUGUUUUGUGGGGUGCAUGCAAGAGAAAGUUUGUUUAAGACAUCACAUGUCUUGCUUAUAUUUCUCGUUUAUGUUAACUUUCCUUGAAAUACAAGAUCACGUUAUUUUUGUUAUAAAAGUUUGUGGUACUCCCGCAAAAUGUUUUAAGAUUCACAAGACUAGAAAUUGAAAGGCAGGGUCGAGGCAGCCCACCUUCAAAAGGUGUGAAUUAUGUCAGUAGGGACAUUAAGACUUGCAAUCAAUCAAUUAUUGUAAAUUAUAUUCAGCCCAGGGUGUUUGUAUGUACGUCAAUAGACAUUUUAAAAAGUAUAGCAAGUCAAACUAUUUAAAUUUAGAAAGAAAACUUUUAUAAUCCACAAACUGUCAUAAUUUGUGGGUAUGCUACAUGUCCCCCUCCCUCGCCUCUGUUUAGGUAAAAAGAUAUGUUACUACCAUAGACUUGUAUCAUGAUAUCUCAGACUGUGCACUCUGAUGCAAUUCCAAUUCACUGUGGAGCACACCAUUCGACUGAAUUUGGAGUGAAAUGAAGGGCAAAUGGGAAAGGUGCUAGGCUCACUCGACUACAAUGAGACUGGUGUUUUGGCUUUCAUUUGGUAACCCAUGUUGCGCACACUUGGCAGCAAAAUAAUUAAAUAGAGAGUACAAAUUGGUGACCAUGACAGUGCGGGAUCUAUGAUUACAAUUCGAGUCUGUGAUUACAACUACCAGAAAUCCAAAGCUAGGCUCUUUGCCCUGCACCAAAAAGACGUGACUAUGUUCAAAGAUGGAUUGGCACGUAUAAUGUUAUUCCCGUCUUUCUGCUGGGGCAUACUCCAAACAGUAUAGGUUAGGUUGGCUCUGGCAGGCAGAGUCGAAGCAGCCUGCUCAUUAAAUUAUCUUAAUUAUGAUUGUGUUGAUGGGGGCACGGUAUAGUAUACAACAUAAUUACAUCAGAAAUACUAAGUAGCCUAGCUAGUCCUCUUGUGGCACUGUUGAUGUGGCAAUGACCCAGGAGCAUGGAAUGACGUUAAUGAUCCAUGUUUCCCAGGAUGUUGCACUUUCUCGUGCCUUGUGGAAAAUUUAUGCAACUCAAGCAAUGUUUGGAGGGGCAGCUUUCAGAUGAGUGACCUCUCUGAGCGAGGUGUGUCUAUCUCAUCUAAAUGUGUGUUCUCUGAAGAGACCAACAGACUACGCACAACUGUUUGACAUUGUCCAUUAUGUUAUAUAUGUAUUUUAUCACACACGCACGCACACACACACACACACACACACACACACACACACACACACACACACACCACACACACACGAUUACAGAAACACACAGAAACACACACUCAAAUGUGCUUACACUCAGACAUAAUGUAGAGUAGAAUAAUAUAUAUGAUUGUGAAACGAAUAUCUCCUUUCACGGAGCAAUAAAGUUGUCUUUUUUUUCAUCAAUUCUCAAGUAGGAUAAAUGAAUCACUGACUGCAAGUAAGCUUAUCAAGGAAUCUAGUUUCAAUAAACUUGAGCUGCAAGCUGUACUAGAUCUAGAUCUAGUUCUAACAUUUUGUUCUUCUUGUGUAA